This is a messenger RNA of Danio aesculapii, 1012 nucleotides long. It is a transcript of the gene fgf23, whose product is annotated as fibroblast growth factor 23. The record is from RefSeq and is a predicted model, not a curated record. Gene Ontology annotation, biological process: positive regulation of protein phosphorylation; positive regulation of gene expression; animal organ morphogenesis. NCBI's taxonomy places the organism in Eukaryota, Metazoa, Chordata, Actinopteri, Cypriniformes, Danionidae. Gene Ontology annotation, cellular component: cytoplasm. The transcript has 3 exons. Gene Ontology annotation, molecular function: growth factor activity; type 1 fibroblast growth factor receptor binding. The coding region runs from base 32 to 808 and encodes 258 amino acids.
CCGCAAACCCGGCUUUUCGCGCUCUGUCAAGAUGCGUUGCGCACUUUCCAACUUGCACAUGCUGCAUUCAUCCGUCCUCGCGCUGUGGCUCACGGCUCUCCAGGGACUCAGACCUGCAGAUGCGGCCCCCAAUCCUUCUCCACUGCUGGGCUCCAACUGGGGGAACCCGCGGAGGUACAUCCACCUUCAGACCACUUCAGACUUAAACAACUACUACCUGGAGAUCAGCCCGAAUGGACACGUGCGCAAAACUACAAACCGGGGCUCAUACAGUGUAAUCUUAUUGAAAACAGAAAGCAGAGACCGUCUGGCGAUAUUUGGAGUGAAAAGUAGCCGAUUUUUGUGCAUGGAUACAGGAGGAACCCUUUUCACAUCUACGAUCUGCAAUAAGGAAGACUGUCUUUUCCACCACAAACUUCUGGAAAACCAUCGUGAUGUGUAUUACUCCACUAAACACAGCAUACUGCUUAAUCUGGACGGGGCCAAACAGGCGUUUAUAGCGGGACAAAACCUCCCUCAGUCGUCUCUCUUCUUGUCAGAGAAGAACACGGUUCCGUUGGAACGCCUGCAGCACCGGGAGCGCAGGAACCGGCAGGUGAACCCGACAGACCCGCUGAACGCGCUCCGGUACGCGGAGGAGUCUGAUUCUAGAGCCGCGCAGGAGGACGAUGGAGAUCUGGAUUUUGAGCCUUCAGAGGGUCAAAACAUCUCUAGAGAAACCCUAGUUUCCCCUUCCGAUGAUGACCCUUGGGAUCUUCUGCACGACACGAGCCCUGGCAGUCCUCGGAUUGCAGCAAUUGUCGGAUAAAUCCGCCAAAUGUGACUCUGGACGCGCCGCUGCUUUGCGCAAAGUUAGUUGUGUGGCACCAUAAUAUCUUCAUCAUUAAUAAAUGUUUUUUAUAUUGAAAAUCAAUGUCGCGUGUGUAGAUCUGCAGAUUCUUUAGGCUGUAAAAUGAAAAAUGCUUCAUUGGAUUUACAAUUUUUUUAAGGUAAGUGGUUGCAAACUAUUUAU